Molecule: messenger RNA, 2382 nt
Organism: Xyrauchen texanus (razorback sucker)
Lineage: Eukaryota; Metazoa; Chordata; Actinopteri; Cypriniformes; Catostomidae
Product: leucine zipper putative tumor suppressor 3-like
Exons: 5
Coding region: 1-2382 (793 amino acids)
Biological process (GO): regulation of dendritic spine morphogenesis
Cellular component (GO): dendritic spine
Source: RefSeq, a predicted model, not a curated record
AUGGGCAGUGUAGGGAGCGGCGCGUCAAGUCAACGGCCCAUCACCAUGCGCAGCGUGGGCACCCGCACGACUCCUAAUGGCCCACUGGCAGCCGCACUGCCUCCAAACUCCGCCCGUCGACGACUGGACGACCGCAGCUUUAGUGCUGACCGCAUCCCCCAGCCCAGCACUAAGGCGAAGGGGGUCUCCGCCGACGAACACAGCUAUAACGCUGAGAGAGCUUACCGUGGCAACGCUCGCAAUCACGCAGACUCCGAACGCACCGCGCCUCACAACGCUAACCGCCAGCAAACGGUCAAUGACGAGAGGCUGGUGUCGAACGCUGUGUUCACCAACGGCGGGUUACGGAGGGAAGGUCACCGGCGCGGAGAGAGUCUGGACUUGUGCGGUAACAACAUCGUACUUAAUAACAACAAAAACGGCAGUCAUCAAAUGCCACCACAGCACAAAGAAAAGAGCAAAUCCAAACCCGAUAAUCAAAACCCACCCAACAUCCUGCCGGUGUCUGGAAAACUGGAGCAUGUACAGACCAACGACUCUCUGGUGCGUCCGUCAGCCUUCAAACCUGUGGUGCCCAAGAGCUUUCACUCCAUGCAGAACCUGGUGUGCCCCCUUCAGACCAGCUCAGGGAUGGGCGGGGAUCCGGGCAGCAGUGGCAGUGGAGGCAGCGGAGGAGAGAAGGGGGUCCAGAGCGCUUCUGGGGCCCAGUGGGAGCAGGACAGUCCCAGCAGCCGAGGGACGCACACCGGCGCGAGCAGACCCGGGCAGGGCAGUCUGUCUGAUUCCGGGAGGAACUCCCUCACCAGUCUGCCCACCUACACUGGGUCAGGCUACGGACCUCCGCCUGUGCUCGGCCCGCUCAGUGCCUCCACCAGCCACAUCAACCGGCUAGGCUCCAUCGCCCUGGAGAAACUCGACAAGCCAGGUUACCAGAACGGGCUGAGUGCGUCCGACAGCGGCCGCUCCUCCUCAGGCAAGAGUUCUUCAUCGUAUCAACGCCUGAGUCACCUGAGCGACGCUCCUGCACCUCUGAGACCGUCUCCGUCCUCGGAUGAUGUCAUACAAGAUCUGGAAGACCGUCUGUGGGAGAGAGAGCAAGAGGUAAGUGAGGUGAUCCACAUGCGGCGUAACCUGGACCAGAGCGAGGCGGCCAUCGUGCAGGUGUUCGAGGAGAAGCAGCGUGUUUGGGAGCGCGAGAUGGAGGACUUGAGGCAGAACUACGCUGGGCGUCUGCAGCAGGUGUCCCGACGGGCUCAGCGCACACAGCAGGCCCUGCAGGCGCAGAUCAGCCGUCUGCAGCAGGACAAAUGCAGACUGCAGGACGAGAUGACCCUGCUGCUCGCUCAGAGAGAAGAGCUGGAGAAGAAGUGUUUGGACUACAGGAAGGAGCAGGCCGACAUCCUGCCCAGACUCGAGGAGACCAAGUGGGAGGUGUGCCAGAAGGCCGGUGAGAUCUCUCUCCUGAAGCAGCAGCUGCGUGACAGUCAGGGUGAGGUGACCCAGCGAGCCGGAGAGGUGGUGGCACUGAGAGGCCAGCUGAAAGAUCUCAAUGCCCAGCUGAGAGAGAGAGAAGAGGCCGAAAUCAGCCUGAAAGAGUCCUUCUGUACAAAGACCCUGGAGCUGGAGCGCUGUGAGGCUGAACUACAGACCAUGCUGGCGGAGGUCACAGUGCUGAGAGACAAACUGAGCGCGUUUGAGACAGAAGUGAGCCGGCUGAAGAAAGCCUUGAGUGAGCUGAGCAGCAGCAGCAGCACCAGUCAUUCCAGCGAGCCCAGUUUGGCUGAAAUGGGGCAGCUGGUGGUGUCCCGCAGCCGAGAGCGCCUCCUGUCCCCUCUGAGCCCUCCGGAGAAGCCCACGUCUCUCCCCGCCCUCCCUCCUCUCGCCCAACUGCCCGCCCUGCCCUCUUCAGACCCACUGCUGACGCUGCAGAGCGACGACUCCAAGGUCCAGAGGCAGGAGUCGGGCAACCUGCGGCGGCAGCUGGAGCGUCUGCAGGGCGAGCUGCGUUUGGAGCGGCAGCAGCGUGAGCGACAGACCGUCACCUUUGCGCAAGAACGCCAAACCUGGCAGGACGAGAAGGAGCGGGUGCUGAAGUACCAAGCGCAGCUGCAGCUGAGCUACGUGGAGAUGUUGCAGAAGAACCAGGUGCUUGAGGAGCGCGUAGACAAGCUGGGAGCCCAGAUCGCCACUCCGUCCCUGGCCUCGCCCGCCUCGCCGCCCCCAGUGGCCACUCUGGACGCCCCCACACCCGUUUCAUUGUCUAUAUCGCUCACCUCCCCCACCCCUCCGGCGGAGGAGAUGAAGCUGCUGGAUCUGCACCAACUUGCUCCGCCGUGGCCGGUUCCGACUCGACUGGAGAGGAUCGAGUCGACGGAGAUCUGA